Hordeum vulgare subsp. vulgare (domesticated barley) is the source of this 1439-nucleotide messenger RNA. Its product is annotated as inactive anthranilate O-methyltransferase 1-like. The transcript is spliced from 4 exons. Gene Ontology annotation, biological process: methylation. The coding region runs from base 134 to 1219 and encodes 361 amino acids. Lineage: Eukaryota; Viridiplantae; Streptophyta; Magnoliopsida; Poales; Poaceae. The record is from RefSeq and is a predicted model, not a curated record. Gene Ontology annotation, molecular function: S-adenosylmethionine-dependent methyltransferase activity.
AUCAUUGAGAAACAUUGAGCGUCAGUACAUUGCCAGCACUACUUCCGGUCUUCCCCAUUUAUCUUUUCCUUUCCCUUCUAUCUGGUUCCUGCAGAUUCAAGAUCUAGAGUUUUGCUCUGCUCCAAGCAACACCAUGGCCUCCCAACCGAUGGUGCAUAUGAGUCAUGGACAAGGGGAAACUAGCUAUGCUCGCAACUCCAGUUUUCAGAAGGCUGAGCAGAACAGGAUGAAGUCCCUCAUAGAAGAUGUUAUCGCGGACUUAUGCGGCAGCAGCAGUACCAUCUUCCCUGGAAAGCUAGUAAUUGCAGACUUGGGAUGCUCAUCCGGCCCAAAUGCGCUAGCACUGGUAUCAACUGCCGUAAAUGCCAUACACAGCCAAUGCCUUCAGUUACAGCAGCCACCACCGGAAGUAUGCGUGCUACUCAACGACCUGCCUGACAAUGACUUCAACACGGUGGUGAAGAGCUUGGUCACGCUCCGUAAAAGUAAAAAUCCUGUUGUCCUGACCGGUGUUAUACCGGGUUCGUUUUACGAGCGGCUCUUUACUAGUGACUCCCUGCAUCUUGUAUGCGCAUCCAACAGCUUGCAAUGGCUCUCAAAGGCUCCGGAAGAUCUAACGAGAAACCACAUCCCAGCGUUCGACAUUGAUGAACAUGUUAGGCGUGAAAGGCUCCCAAUGGUCCGUGAGGCUUAUGCACAUCAGUUCAGGAAAGACUUCACACUUUUCCUGAAGCUGAGAGCCAAAGAAUUGGUCUCGGGAGGCCGAAUGGUUAUUUCCCUGGUAGGGACGCGUUCUGAUGUAAUUGCCUCCAAAUUCUUCCUAUUCCCAGGAAUUGUAGCUCAGAUUCUAACUGUCAUGGUUGCUGAGGGGAUGAUCGACAAAGCAAAGUUUGAUUCAUUCUAUGUGCCGGUGCAUGGACCUUCCAGCGAGGAGGUGCGGGAGAUCAUUGAAGUAGAGGGCUCAUUUUUGAUCAAGGAGAUGCGGGUGCACAACCCUACGACUGAGAUGAACACUGCUUUGAGCACCCCGAGAAAGUUCGUGAAUAAUCUGAGAGCUUUGUUUGAGCCGAUAAUUGUCCAGCAUUUUGGAGAGAUUAUGGACGAAUUUGUGAGGACUGCGGAGCUGCACUGGAACUUGGAUCUGGAUGGGACCUUGCAAGAGGAGCGGGCCAGAACCUCUCGAGCUAUGCUGGUUGUAUCCCUCGCAAAGGCGUCAUGAUAAGGUAAAGGUGCCAUGCACCACAUUUCAUGGAGAGCGUAGUGUUGCUUACUUUCAAAUAAAAUGUGUCACCACUUAAUUGGGUGAAGUAUGUCAUGUAGACUGUAUUAGUGAUGUGCCAUGACGGUAUUCAUGGACAAAUAAGCAAAAUGUUACAAAGUUUGAAUUCAGACAAAUCUUAUGUGCGGAGUAAAAAGGACCGGAGAGAGUAUGUGAUGUA